Messenger RNA from Vigna umbellata (rice bean), 2430 nucleotides. RefSeq names its product phosphoinositide phospholipase C 6-like. The record is from RefSeq and is a predicted model, not a curated record. Gene Ontology annotation, cellular component: plasma membrane. NCBI's taxonomy places the organism in Eukaryota, Viridiplantae, Streptophyta, Magnoliopsida, Fabales, Fabaceae. Gene Ontology annotation, molecular function: phosphatidylinositol-4,5-bisphosphate phospholipase C activity. Gene Ontology annotation, biological process: phosphatidylinositol-mediated signaling; lipid metabolic process; release of sequestered calcium ion into cytosol.
UAGAUUCCUGUUAAAUCGCAUGCCAAUUAUGGGACUUCUCUGUCUCUCAAAAUUUCCAAAUCCUAACUUUCAUCAUUAAUCCAUUUUUGUUUCCUUCAUCUUCUUCUUUCUUCCCUCCGUCAAAUCAUUCACUGCAUGCAACAAUGACCAGCGUCACCUACGGCUACAAAAUGUUCAAGUACUUCAACAAAACCUACGCCGUCUCCGAGCAGGCCCCUCCGCCGGACGUCAAGGACGCAUUCUCCCUCUUUGCCGAAGGCGCCGACUUCAUGUCCGCCGACCAGCUCCUCCGCUUUCUGCACGAACACCAACUCGAAUUGGACUACACCGCAGAAGAUUCCAACCGCGUCGUCGAAACCGUCCUGCAAUCGCGCACGCAAAACGCCGAAUGCGACUCCGACAACAACGGUCUAACGCUCGACGAGUUCUUCCGCUUCUUGUUCCUCGUCGAUUUCAACGAUCCCCUCAAAUCCAAGGUACAUCAGGAUAUGAAUGCUCCCUUGUCACAUUAUUUCAUAUAUACAGGGCACAAUUCCUAUCUGACUGGGAAUCAGCUAAGCAGCGAUUGCAGUGAUGUGCCAAUAAUAAAGGCUUUGCAACGAGGUGUCCGAGUAAUUGAACUAGAUUUAUGGCCAAAUUCAACUAAAGAUGAUAUCGACGUCGUUCAUGGAAGGACACUUACUGCUCCUGUCUCACUUAUCCAGUGUUUGAAGUCCAUAAAAGAGUAUGCUUUUGUUAAAUCUGAGUACCCACUAAUUCUAACUUUAGAAGACCACCUUACACCAUUUCUUCAAGCUAAAGUUGCAGAGAUGUUAGCUCAAGUAUUUGGAGAUAUGCUAUACUACCCUGAGACCGAUCUUCUCACAGAAUUUCCCACACCAGAGUCGGUGAAAGGUCGAAUUCUUAUAUCAACCAAACCACCAUCAAAAGAAUGUCUUGAGUCCAAGCAAUUCAAGGAUAGUGACAGUGAGAGGGAAUCAACUGAAGAAUUAUCGCCAUGCGUUAUCACUGAAUUGGAAGCUGCUGCUGCUGCUGAUGAUGAAAAGUCCAAUGGAAAUGAUCUUGAUGAGGAAAGCUUGAAUGCCCGUGAUAAAAAACCAGACCAACAGAGUGCACCAGAGUACACACGUUUAAUUACAAUCCAUGCUGGGAAGCCAAAGGGUCCUGUAAAGGACCACUUAAAUGUUAUUGGGGGUGUAAGGCGCUUGAGCUUGAGCGAGCAGGAACUUGAAAAAGCUUCUACCACUUAUGGAUCUGAUAUUGUUAGGUUUACACAGAAGAAUAUUAUCAGGGUGUAUCCAAAGGGAACACGUGUUAACUCCUCAAAUUACAGGCCACAUAUAGGAUGGAUUUACGGAGCUCAGAUGGUGGCAUUUAACAUGCAGGGGCAUGGAAAAUCACUCUGGUAUAUGCAAGGGAUGUUUAGAGCGAAUGGCGGUUGUGGUUAUGUGAAAAAGCCUUCAUUUCUGAUAGAAGAAGGCCCAGAUGAUGAGGUUUUUGAUCCUAAAAAACCAAUGCCAGUGCAAAAGACAUUGAUGGUAAAAGUGUACAUGGGAAACGGGUGGAGCACAGAUUUCAGUAAAACACACUUCGAUGCAUUCUCUCCGCCGGACUUUUACACAAAGGUUUGCAUUGUUGGAGUACCUGCUGAUAAAGUGAAUAAGAAGACGAAGAUAAUUCAUGAUGAUUGGUUUCCCGUUUGGGAUGAAGAGUUUGAAUUUCCUUUGUGUGUUCCAGAACUAGCUUUACUUUGGAUAGAGGUUCGAGAGUACGAUAUGCAUGAAAAGGAUGACUUUGGCGGGCAAUCAUGUUUACCAAUCUCUGAGCUAAGAUCUGGUUUCCGGGUAAUCCCUCUAUUUGAUGAGAAGGGCGAGCAAUUAAAAUCUGUAAAGCUUUUAAUGCGGUUUCAGUUCAAAUGAACUAUAACAUUAGUCAUUCCUUGCUAGGCAUGUAACAUGGUUUCAUAUUCCUAGGUGGUUUUUUUUUUACUAGUGACUAGGUUCAUCUAAAAAGAUUGUUGUGACUAUAGAUUAUCUUCAUCUCUAACUGCUUGAAUCAAUACUACCUUCAGCACAACGCAAACAUAUUAGCACCAUGCAAUUUUUACGUCAUGUGGUGAGGUGAUGUAAGUUUUAAGGUGUCUGCAUGCUGAUUGAACAUGAGACCAAAAAAACAUGAUAUAGAUAUGAGAAUUUGAUGUCAUACCUCACAAUGAUGAUGAUAAAUAAAUCAGUUGACAGAUGUUUGUCAACACAGCCUCACAAGGUGGCACAUGCCACCUUUCUACUGACACAUCAAGUAUAUGUAAUACGAGGAAGGAGAUUUUUGGAUGUCUCAUCACAAUUCAGCCAUUCAUUCAUUCUGCAACUCUUUUGAAGGAGACCCUUUGCUUUGCCCUUUGUAUUUGGAUAACGAACACUACUGUUGUGA